This is a messenger RNA of Cariama cristata (Red-legged seriema), 468 nucleotides long. RefSeq names its product MICOS complex subunit MIC19-like. The transcript is spliced from 5 exons. Lineage: Eukaryota; Metazoa; Chordata; Aves; Cariamiformes; Cariamidae. The record is from RefSeq and is a predicted model, not a curated record. The annotation marks the transcript as partial. Gene Ontology annotation, cellular component: MICOS complex; mitochondrion. Gene Ontology annotation, biological process: inner mitochondrial membrane organization.
GGGAGCGGCGAGAGCCGUGGUGCUCAGGUGCGGUCUAGAGGCGUCUGUCGUGACAAGAAGCACGGCCUAUCUGACAGUGUCAUUGAUCGUAUGAAGGAACCUUCUUCACCCAGUGGAAGAUCGCAGUCUCAGCACCGAUCAGCGUCUGGUGCAGUUAAUGAUGAGGAACUAAAGAAAAGAAUAGCUGAAGAACUGGCCUUAGAACAAGCCAGGAGAGACUCUGAAGCUCAAAAGAGAAGAUUGAAACAAGAACAAAUGUAUGUACGUGAUGAGUUUGGCAAAAUUCUGGAACGAGAAAGGAUUUCUUCAAAUGAACAUUUGACUCGAGCCAUUCUUCGAGAGAGAGCUGCAACAGAAGAGGAGCGUCAGAAGGCACAGCGUUUUGCCAAGCAGCUGGAAGAGAAAGACAGAGAACUGAAGAAGCAUGAUGCCUACUACAAAGAGCAGCUGGCUCGAUUGGAAGAAAGG